Molecule: messenger RNA, 3634 nt
Organism: Aphanomyces astaci
Lineage: Eukaryota; Oomycota; Saprolegniomycetes; Saprolegniales; Verrucalvaceae
Product: oxoglutarate dehydrogenase (succinyl-transferring), E1 component
Exons: 11
Coding region: 21-3113 (1030 amino acids)
Biological process (GO): tricarboxylic acid cycle
Cellular component (GO): oxoglutarate dehydrogenase complex; mitochondrion
Molecular function (GO): oxoglutarate dehydrogenase (succinyl-transferring) activity; thiamine pyrophosphate binding
Source: RefSeq, a predicted model, not a curated record
CGACCACCUUGAGAUCAAUAAUGACGCAGUGGGGAAAGCUAGCGUCUGCCUCGCGCUUGCUGCGCCGCACCUUCGUGCAAGCCAACAGCCCGCAUCAUGCCAGGGCGUUCUCUUCGUCGCCGCAUCCGUCGGAGUCCUUCUUGAGCGGCACCAACAACGUCUACGUUGAGGAAAUGUACAAGACGUGGUCCAAGGACCCCACGAGCGUGCACAAAUCGUGGGAUGUGUAUUUCCGUCAAGUGGACCAAGGCGCCGUCCCCGGUGAAGCGUUCAUCCCGCCACCGACCGUUCAAUCUGGCGUGACCCCCGUUGCGCGUUCUGCCGCCGCGGCCGUGAAUGCGUCCACCGACAUCAACCACGCAUUGGGAUUAAGCUACUUGAUCCGCGCGUACCAAAGCCGUGGUCAUGAAGUCGCCAAGUUGGACCCGUUGGGGUUGGACGUGCGUCCGUCGCUUCCGGAACUGGACAUCUCCAUGUACGGGUUCACCGAAGCCGACUUGGACAAGACGAUCUCGAUCCCCAAAAACUUUGCGUCUGGAGUCACGGGGUUCCUCGAAGAACUGAGCGACGGCCAAAACCCGACGCUCGGAUACAUCGUGCAGCGCCUCAAGGAAACGUACACGAGCUCCAUCGGCGUGCAAUACAUGCACAUUUCGGACCGGGAAAAGUGCAAUUGGAUCCGCACCAACUUGGAAAGUUUGGUGAAAAAGGACGAAACCAAGGCCAAAAAGCUGCACAUUUUGGAGCGAUUGGCGUUUUCGGUCGUGUUUGAGCGCUUCUUGGGCAACAAGUACAACACGACCAAGCGCUUUGGACUGGACGGCGGCGAGUCGCUUAUUCCUGGCCUCAAGUACAUGAUUGACCGCGCCACGGAACUCGGCAUGGAGCAUGUCGUGAUCGGAAUGCCCCAUCGCGGUCGGUUGAACGUGUUGUCGAACGUGAUCCGCAAGCCGAUUCACCAAAUCUUCAAAGAGUUUCAGGGCACGCAUGUCGAUAUUGACAAGUACAGCGACGAGCAUUUGGCCGACUGGAGCAACUCGGGGGACGUCAAGUACCACUUGGGCACGUCGUUUGAUCGAACGUACCCCGAUGGCCGCCAAGUGCACUUGAGUUUGGUCGCAAACCCAUCGCAUUUGGAAGCAGUCAACCCCGUCGUAGUCGGCAAGUGCCGCGCCAAGCAGUUUUACCUGGGCAAUGACGACGUCGCCGACCAAAAGGUCCUGCCGCUGCUGCUUCACGGAGAUGCUGCCUUUAGUGGCCAAGGCGUAGUGUAUGAGACGAUGCACUUGGCCGAGUUGGAAAACUACGACACGGGCGGUACCAUCCACGUGGUGGUGAACAAUCAAAUUGGGUUUACGACCGACCCUAAAAACUCUCGCUCGUCGCAGUACUGCAGUGAUGUGGGCAAGGCGAUGAACGUGCCGAUUUUCCACGUGAACGGGGACGAUCCAUUGGCUGUGGUCAAAGUAUUUGAAUUGGCGGCAGAAUGGCGCCAAAAAUGGCGGUCCGACGUGAUUGUCAACUUGACGUGUUACCGCAAGUUUGGGCACAACGAAAUCGACAACCCAUUCUUUACACAGCCGCUCAUGUACAAGAAGAUUGGGAGCAUGCCGAACGUGCUCGAGUCGUUCUCGGACCAGUUGGUGGCGUCCAACGUGGCGUCCAAGGCGGAAGUGGACGCUGUGGUGCAAAAGGUGUGGGACUUCUACGGCGAAACGUUUGAAGAGUCCAAGACGUGGGAGGACAGCAAGAAGAGCGACUGGUUGGCCAACAAGUGGGAGUCGUUCAAAAGCCCCACUCAGCAGUCGCGCAUUCGCCCCACGGGCAUGGAUAUCGACAAGUUGAACCAUAUUGGCGCGCAGCUCACGUCCAUCCCCAACGGAUUCCAGCUGAAUACGCAAUUGAAGCGCAUUCUCGCUGCCAAGGCACACGCGCUCAAGACUGGCGAAGGACUCGACUGGGGCACGGCGGAAGCGCUCGCGUGGGGCGGCCUUCUCCUCGAAGGCAACCACGUGCGCAUCUCAGGUCAAGAUGUCGAGCGAGGCACGUUUAGCCACCGCCAUGCAGUUCUGCAUGACCAAGAUACGAACCAAGAGCAUGUGCCGUUGAACACACUGGCCAAGUCGGUGAACCCCGCCACGGCCGUGACCAUCCCGGGAGAGCAUACCCAAGCGCCAUUCGUUGCGUCCAACUCGUCGUUGUCCGAGUUUGCCGUGCUGGGAUUUGAAUUGGGCUAUUCGCUGGAAAACCCCAAUGCGUUGGUGAUGUGGGAAGCGCAAUUUGGCGAUUUCGUCAACGGCGCUCAGAUUAUUGUGGAUCAAUUUUUGAGUGCCGGCGAAGACAAAUGGAUGCGCCAAAGCGGGCUCGUCAUGCUCUUGCCGCAUGGAUAUGAAGGACAAGGCGCGGAACACAGUUCGUGCCGCAUUGAACGAUUUUUGCAGCAAACUGACGACGACCCGAACGUUGUGCCGCCCAUGGACGAGUCGAACCGUAUGCAAAUCCAACAGACCAACUGGCAAGUCGUGUACUGCUCGACGCCGGCGCAAUACUUUCACGCGCUUCGCCGUCAAAUCCACCGCGACUUCCGAAAACCGCUGAUUUCAGUCCAGCCCAAGUCGCUCUUGCGACUCAAGCAAGCGUCGUCCAACUUGGCCGACCUUGGCCCAGGCACCAAGUUCCACCGGCUGUUGCCAGACCCGUCGUCCAACCUCGUCGCAGACGACCAAGUCAAGCGUGUGGUGUUUUGCACGGGCAAAUUGUACUACGAACUGGCUGCCGAGCGCGAAGAGCACGGCAUCAACGACAUUGCAUUGGUGCGCGUGGAGCAAAUCGCGCCAUUUCCGUUUGAUAAGGUGGCGGAACAAGCUGCCAAGUACAAGAAUGCGGAGAUCAAGUGGGCCCAGGAAGAGCCCGAGAACAUGGGCUUCUGGACGUAUGUGUCGCCCCGCAUUGAAACCGCCCUGACCAAGAUCUCCCACGAUUCGCGGCGUCCGACGUACAUUGGCCGCCCGACGUCUGCCGCCCCCGCCACAGGCUACGGCGCCGUCCAUGUCUUGGAGCAGAACCGCAUCGUCAAGAAGGCUUUGGGUCUGCCCGUCAAGAAAAGCAACUAAAUCUGUCAUUUCUUAAGAGAUUUUAGAUCAAGUUUUCAAUGAAUGUGGCCCAAAUUGUAAAAUUGAGUGGUGCUAUUAGUAUUGUACUACAGUAUACACCAACUUGGAUCGGUUACAUGAUUGGUAGAAAAAGAAUUCCUCUGAAAUCUUGAACCAAUCAUCUGCGAUUUAAUUUGCGUGUUGGAACGGUGACUGGAUAAAAUCAAGUGACUCGGAACUGUUUUCAGCCUAUGGAUAUUGAUUGUCGAUAUAUUCGAAAUUGUAGAGGGAUGGGUGUUCACAGUGUCAAUCGAAUGAGCAGAAUACAAUAACCAAAUCGGCAGAGAAUCGAUCGACCAAUCAAAUCCCAGAACACGAAUCUAGUAGCCAAUCAAUCCACUCUUCGAACCAAAUUUCGGCAAUUUUGCAUAGAGGACCCCACCCCCCCUCCAUCGAAGGCUCCCAAAAAGUCUCACGGAACCAAGCCCAUACGUGGUAGUACAUAUAAGUGUAAUAUGUGGAGGGAUCGACUCGUAUGUUUG